Molecule: messenger RNA, 936 nt
Organism: Soboliphyme baturini
Lineage: Eukaryota; Metazoa; Nematoda; Enoplea; Dioctophymatida; Soboliphymatidae
Source: the annotation of a GenBank genome assembly
AUGCCGUUCUAUCCGACUUUGCAACGUGGCCGCCAGCCCAAACUUCACCAGGUAAUACGCGAAGAACAGGAGAGCAGCGAGCCAGUCGAGCGACAACGCGUCGAUCAGACGACAAAUGAGAACGAAAAUAAGAAGAAGGCGACCAGUAAACAAACGCUGACAUCACCAAGGGAUCACAAACUACCAAAGGAAGCAGAAGCAAAUGGUAAAAAUGCUACAGCACGAGGACAACGACCGAAACAAGAAGAAAGGCAAUCGUCCACAGUAGCCAGAAAAGCCUUAGGAGAGACGCAAACGUCGUCAGACAACGGGCAGAAGACCCUCGGUAGGGCAGCGUCCCUGCAACUGAAAAUUGCCCAGUGCUUCAAUUCGUUCAAACCGAAACGCGAAACGCCACAGGCGCCAAAGAUCGAUAGACGAACGGCCUCGAUAGAGACGAUCGCUCCUUCACAGAUCAAGAAAGGCGUGGCAUUACGAGCCUCGAUAUCGAAAGUGCGCGACGGCAGACUUGAUGCCCUGUUCGACAACGACGACGAAUCGAAGAUGGAGCAGAUGGUUCGGGGUGGUAUGCGUCGGACGGUUGCCACCUCCUCGUCGACCAUUAAGACGCUGCAUUUAGACGUGCAUCGCAACGUAUUCACGGAGCCGAUCGGUCGCAAGUUCGGAAUCGCUAACCGUUUUGAGCACACGUGUCUGUGCGAGUGCCGUUGUCACUCGUACUCAAACCGGUUCAGCUCUAGUGACGAACAGUUACUUUGGCGUAUGCUCACAGGGGGCAAUAGCUCGGUCUUCGACAGCUUGAACACUAGUACCCCCGUUGUCCGCCGUCGAAAGCAACGACCAUCGACGACCUGCGAUGAACUGCUCAUCGCCCACCGGUCGAUCAUCGAAGUCGUAUGCCACACGAAGUACGUAGUCAAAGGCGGCAGAAAGUGA